Molecule: messenger RNA, 6835 nt
Organism: Porites lobata
Lineage: Eukaryota; Metazoa; Cnidaria; Anthozoa; Scleractinia; Poritidae
Source: the annotation of a GenBank genome assembly
AUGGCCGUCCCAGUGAGUUUGAAAGCUAUUUCUCCAUACCUGAAGACCGCUCAGGAAUAUGACAAACGAGAUCCUGUUGUUGCUUAUUACUGUAAGUAUAGCUUGAAAUAUUUUUUUUGGUGCUGUGAGGUAUUUAGCGUAAAAGCAAAGAUGGAAGCUAAAGGAGAAACAGGUAACAUUUUAUUAAAGCUUAUUUCAGCAAUACAUGCUUUUUAUAGCGAUGACAUUUCUCUGUAAAUGAAAGUCAUUGCCAAGAGUUGUGUUUUAUUGCAUACUUCUGGACACUUCCAGACCUGCCAACUCCCUAGAGAGGAAAGUUUGUAGUGAGAUUUUGUUGCUUUACAUAGGUCCAAGAAUGCAAGUUUACAAAUUUUAUUAUAGAAUGGUCAUAAUGGUAGUAUUAAAAUAUGACAUCUAUUUUGCGACUUCAUCACCUUGAAAAAUUCAGUCACGAAUAAAAUACAGAUUACUUUUAAUUAAGUUGAUUUAAGAAUGUGACUUAAAAUAAGCAUGAGCAAAGGAAAAGAGAUACAUAUAAAGCAAAGGAAGGAUAUUUAACAAUUAUUGAAUAAGCCUGAUGUGAAGAAUUAUGCAGUUCAAGAAGAAUGUAGGCCUUGGAGGUCAGCAUAAUUCUUCCCAUCGUAUCAUCUGAAAUGUGAUAAUCUUCCCAGCAUGCAAAAGCUGAAUUCAAUAGCUAUUUUAUUAUUUAUUCAAAAUAUUUCAUAGACUUUCUUCAAAACUUUGCCCUAUUUCUCGGCACAGUAUCAGGAUGUGUUUUUUUUCCCUGCAGAUUCUCCUCAAAAUGUAGAUAACGUAAUAAAAAGAUAUAAACCAUAGUAUAUCUGACAUUAGUGCUGCCCCAAAAUACUGCCACAUUGAAAACUACUCUGGCAUUUUUUGAGCAAAACUUAUUAAUAAUGUAGCUACAGCAAAACAUGACAGAUUACUUUAUUCUUUGUCAUGGAUAAGUGAGAAUUGUUGGACAGUGAAAUCAAGAAAGUUGGCAGUUUGUGCUUCGUACCAUGAGACACAGAGUAACUUAGGGAAGAUUUCACUGCACAUAAAAUAAAUACAAAACUUUUGACAAGAGAUUUUUAUGUCCUGCGGCAGGUCGUCUCUAUGCAAUGCAGAAAGGGAUCAAAAUUGAUAGCAAAGGAAAAGAAAGUAAACCAUUCUUACUGCAGCUAAUGGAUCAGUUAGAACAGGUUAGAAACAUACUUCAAGAGUUCUUUCUUUAACUGCAUUAAUCUGCUCUGCAUUUACUUCUUUGCCCUUCAGUACCAAUACUUUUUGUCAUUUUAUUUUUAUACAGUCAGGGGUGUCAGUAAAAACUGAAGUAGCCAGCAGGUUUGAAUAGAGUAACCGACUGUGUAUCCACAAGGGACCGUUAGUCCUCUUUAAUAUUCUAGGGGAAAAGUUUGAAAUUUCAAAGCCCUAAAAGGCGAUUUUUAGCGUUCUGGGGACUAAAUAUGAGGACAAAAGAGCAUGUUUUUCAUUCAAAAAAUGUAGCUUUCAAUAUUUAUAUGUCCCACAGCUAAUUCCUACAAGAAAAUGAACAAAUGAACGUACUUUUGCACCUGAACAAAAAUUCUGCUUAAACCUAUAAAAGAAACUGUGAAAAAAUGACUGAAAUAUAGCGUUCACAUGACUUAAGCAUAACGGAACACUAGUGGGCCUAUACGAAAACACAUCAUACCCCAUUACAUUUUCAUUCAGAUUUUAUGAAAUAAUUAUUUCUUGUCUACAACCUUAUUCAAACUAGUUGCUUCUUCUUUGUAGAGAGAAGUAGCCGACUUCUCUAAGCAAAGUAGCCAACGCGUUUCGUCGGCCGUCGGUGCUUAUUGAAACACCUGUACAGUAAAUAUAUUCAUUAUUUCAUUGUCAUUCAUGGGUUCAAAAUAAGAGUUGUGUCUAUAACUGAAAUGAUCUUCUUCAUAUUUACACUGUAAUUGAUCUGUUAUAAUGUUUGCAGAAAAAGAAGGAGUUGGGUUCAGCCGGUUAUGAGGCUGUCAGUGAAGAAGACGUUGCCCAGCUUCACAUUGGUGAAAAAGCACUCCAGCUUUUCUUGUGGGCUGAUACUGAGGACCGUGCUUCAAACUUUAAUAAGUACUUUGGAUAAUUCAUACUUUCUGUCAAUUAAGAACCUAGCAUUUGGAUGUUAAAAUAUGCUACUCAAUAAUAAUGAUAUAAUGAUAUACAACAAGUCUCUUAUUUUUCCUUUGAUCAUUGUGCCAGACUAUGUUAUAAUAGAGACCUUUAGAUUCGAGGAUAAGAAUGACUAUGACGAUGAGAUUUGAUUUGCAGUUUUUUUGGCGUAUAUAUAUUUCUCAAAAUAUGACCAGCAGCAGAUAAACUGACGACUUCAUCUAGUGUAAAAGUGCUCAAUGGUAAAACGGGAGCUGUGAAUAUAUAAUACACCCCAGAAAAUUUCAUUGUACUUUUAUUCACCAGAAAACAGAGUUGUUAUCUUGUACCUGUAUGCUGACACCCUUGUAUGCUGACAUCCAAGCUUACUGUUAGCAAGUUUAAUAAUGUAUAAUGUAAAGAGGGCAAGUCUUGUUGUCCUCUAAUCCAUGACAUUUCAUUGCAUCAGAUUAUAUUGAAUGAGGUUAAGCCCUCUCUCGAUCACAAAAUGAUAAAACUUCUAACAUUUGAUGUCUUGUUUCAGCCACUACAACGUUCUUACUGACACGCGUACUAGAAUGACGAUGGCUAUUGCAUUUCCUGCCAAAAUAAUGCUGGUUCUUGUGCACGCAAAACUUAGUAUUAAGAAAAACUCUUAUUCAUAGUCGUCCUCUUCUUAGAAUCUAAAGGUCUCUAUUUACUGUUUGGAAUUAUGUUUUUCUUAAUCCUUUCAGAAAUGUUGUCAAGUCAUUUUACACAGCCAGUCUGCUUUAUGAUGUUUUGACACAGUUUGGUGAAUUGUCACAGGAGGUAUUUAUAACAUUAGGCUCUUUGAGAAAACAUUCUAUUUUUAAUUAUAUAUUUUUUAAAUUCUGGGUGAAGAGAUAAGGGCCUGGAGCAUUUUUCUGAAGUGUGCAGUGAAACAUUAGCCUGCACCACAGACAAAACUAAACUCUUGUUAAACCCGUCUGUGAAACAGCGCUGAAAUCCUUGUUGCAGGCCCCCACCUGAGUACCAAGAUUUGAGUAUGUGCCAUGAUUGGUCUUUUUUGAAAAGCCAUUGUCAAUUUGCCAAUCAGGCAAAUGGUGAAACAUUUUGCUUUCCUGAAAAGCAUUUGUUAUCAAUAUUAAAUUUUGUGCCUCGAGUGACUUAUUGUUUUUUUUUUACGAGCUGCUGAUUGGCCGACAACCAACUUUCUUGGAAUGUAUUGUUAUUUUCCUGUAAUCGGAUUGGUCAACUUUGUGUAAGUGGCCCUGUGUACAGUAGUCACACUGUAAGAAGUGAAUUGAGAUUGUCUUGUCCUACUUUAGGGAGCUCACCAUCAAAAAUAUGCCAAAUGGAAAGCAGCUUACAUACACAAAUGUCUGAAGACUGGAGAGACACCCGUUCCAGGGCCUGUAGGUGGGGAGGCUGAAAGCUUUGAUAGAGAAGAGGAAGGGGCCUCCCCAUAUCCUCCUUCCAGUAUGCAGCAACCCCAAGGGUACCCUGGCUACCCAACAGAUGCUCAACAGCCACCUUACCCCACUGGCAAUACAGCAGGCAUUCCUGGUCAGUUUCCCUCAACUGCACCAUAUCCAACACCUUCUGCUCAACCUAGUAUAAGCCAGGUAAUACCAAGAUAGAAUUCAGUAAAAUAAUGAUGCUGGUUUGGGUAGAUAUUUGGGAUCAAUCUAGGUUCUGGGAAACUGCCCACCUACCCUUCCCCUAAGCCAACAUUUUGCCCUAAGUGAGAAGUAAGUGAUAAUGUUGGCUUAGGGAAGGGGUCGGUGGGCAGUUUCCCAGAAAACUAAACUGAUCCAAUAUUUGUUGCAAGCUCUCAUGAUUUUAGGGCUUCCUUGUAGUCUUUUAUCCCAGAACUAUGACAUGUGCUUGACCAAAUAAAAGGGUCUGUAUGUACACUUUGGUUAGCAAAAUGUGUAUGGCAGUGUGCGUCGACUUAGUCCUGGUGACACAACCACAAUUCAGGCAGGACACAGACAUUCAUCAUCAUCAUCAUCAUCGAUCUUUAUUUAUGCACAAAAUCGUAUCAUUUUUACAUGUUCUUCCUAGGAAUCGUGUGUAAAAUUAGACUAAAAUACUCUAAGGAACUACUUGUCUCUAAAGUUAAAAAUACAAAAACUCAUAUUAUUAAUAAUAGGAGUUACAAUGAGUCAUGGUGUAUUAAGAUAAUCUUUCCCAUGAAAUGAAGUUUUAAAAACAUUUAAACUAGGUAAGUUUCUAAUCUCUGAGGGAAUCUUGUUCCACAGAACAGAUCCUCUGUUGUGUACGCUCUCUUUUGCAGACUCAGUUCUGGGUCUGGGGACAUAAUAAUUUAACUCAGAUUUUCCAAGAUUGUGUGAGUGUACAUUUGAGGUGUUGGUAAAGAUCCACCUCAGAUACAAUGGGCAAAGAUUAUUAUGGAUUUUAUACAUUGUCGCAGCCAACUGUUUAAGUGUUACAUAUUGUAGCCUUUCCCAGCCAAGCCCAUCCAACAAAACACUUGAGCAAACCUCAUACAUGUAGUUAGAAAAGGUGAAAUUCUAGCAGCCCUAUUCUGGAGCCUUUGAAGUUUGUCUGCUGGUCCCUUAUUGAUAUUACUCCAUACAGCACUACAGUAAUAAUUUAUUAAAAUAUGGCAUUACCAGUGCAUUGUACGUAUUCACUCUAGUAUCAAAUAGUAGAUUAACAAUUAUUCCCUGAGCCCGAAUGGGCUCCGAGUCAAUAGCCCAUGAGGCUGGAGGCCAAAUGGGCUAUUGACUCAGAGGCCAUGAGGGCGAGAGGAUUAAUUGUUUCAGUAAAAUCCAACCAGUUGGUCAAAAACAUCGGGACAAAACAGCUUUAACUCGUAAAGCGCGAUUCAGCCGCCAUUGUUUUGGUUUUCAAAGCCAGCGCUUUUCGCUACUAGUAGGCUAUAACAUGUAGCCUAGUAGUAGCUCAACCAAUCAGAAUGCAACCAUUAUAAUAGACCACUAGUUGGAUUUUACGAAAAUGACUUACACGCUUUAAGAUAGCAAGACCAGCGGAUAUUGCUUGACUUGGACAUUGCGUCCUCUUUACUUCUAUUGUGUUGCAGCCCACUCAGCCAGUAGUUCCUUCCCCUGUUCCAGCAGCUUCAGUCAUUCCCCCCACGCAACCUACGUCCACCUUGUCUCCCCAAGACAGUGAACAAGCUCAGAAAUACUGCCGUUUUGCUGCUAGUGCAUUACAAUAUGAAGAUGUAAAGACUGCUAUUGACAACUUGCACAAAGCGCUUGCCUUAUUGGAAAAGUGAGCCUGCGAGGCUGGCGUUUAAAGGGGAAGGGAAAAGGGGAAUAGGGACCUUAAGCAAAGACGUUUUUGAGCAACGCACGUCAACCGGAAGUGAGGCGUUCUCCCUUUUUAUAUGCCUUGACGCUGACAAACUUGUAUUGCUGAGUUUCUUUUCUCUUUUAAAGACGAUUUACCCGAGAGUUUCAAGCAAACCGCUCCCCAACGAUGCAAAAAGUCCACUUCCUGUUGACGUCCGUCGCUCAAAAACGCUGUUGCUUAAGCUCCCUAAUAUGGUCAAGCGAGAACGCGAUGGAUGCGCGAGAAAGAAGGGAUAGUAAACCUCCCUUGCGCGCCUUUCUACUUCUCCUUGUCUUUCUCAAAGUCCUUCGCUUCUCAUUUCCGGUUCCGGUAGUUAGCUCUCGCUCUCUCGUUCGCUUUUGGCGUAGAAAACAUAAAAAAUCCACCAAUCGCGCUUCGCGCCCGUGAAAAAAUUUGAGCGCUCGACUUGUAGGCAAGUCUAUACUUUUCCUAGCCUGCGUGGCAAGCGUUUAAAAAGAAAGGAGAUUCCGGGCGCGCGAGAAGCGCGAAAGGCGCGGGAUGGGAAGGGGAGGAAACGCGUUCCUGCUCCCUCCUCCCUCGCACGCGGUCUCGCGUCCAAAUUCCCUUUCCCGUACCUUUCGAACGCCUGCCACGCAGUCUAUACUUUUCCCGUCCCCUCAAACGCAUGCUACGCAGGCUAAUGUUAGAACGACUAAAAAUCCCUCUGUCAGUAAACUCCGUUCUCAGUUUAAAAAUGGAGUGGAGAUGAAGCUAUAUGUGAAGAUUGAAUAAUCGGCGUAUACAAGACGGCUUGGUCACAGGUUAAUGGCUGGAAAAAUUCGCUAUCUGAAAUUACUUUGCUACUCGCCGGCUGCGGUAGUUAUUGUGCAGAGCAGUUCGUGGUCACUGAAGUACGCUUGAUGUUCCCUCUACUUCAAGUUGUGAUAUUAUGUGGACAUAAAUUUUAUAAGGUAGAAAAUUCGCCCGUGGAAACUGACUGGUGAGAUCUCAAGUUUUUGUGACGAGAGCCGUCUUUUGCAAUUUCUCAUAAUUGCAGGCUCGGAAGCAAAGCUCUAAAAGCUCCAAAUAAUUUUUUGUAGAAUGGUGAUAAUAUAAAUUAAGGAGGAACGGAGAUGGAGAACAGAAAACUGAAUGAGCUUUUAACCUGUUUAUAAAUUGAAGCAACCCAUGGAAAAUAUUGUUAAGUCAAGCAUUAUUAUCCUCUCAUUUGUGCUGGUUGCUUCGGGUUUUAAGUAAAAUAGCAUCUUCGGAGACCCAGGGGAGUUAGUCGGGACGAUAGAAUGUUCGUGGUGAAAGUUUACCAUGCACGAACAUUCUGUCGUCCGGACUAACUGCCCCUGGGUCUCGGAGGAUGGUAAAAUAGUUAAUUUGUUUCAAACACUUGACAAUUCUUCACCAAAAAUAAAUGCCUUCUUACAACGAC